AUGGUUUUAAGCCGGCCAUAUGACUCACUUUUCUCUGGGAGAGGCUUUGGGGGGGGGCAUUUUGUAACCAUUCGUCAAUCGCUUUCUCUUCUAUCAUAUUUUCUAUAUUUCUCCUUUAUUAGCCAUCUCUCUAUUUCUUCUUUCAUUCUCUCUUUCCCCCUCUUUCUCUCUUACUUUCAAUCUCGAUCCAUAACGUUUUCAACAAGUCCUAUUUUUCUUUCUUUCUUCCUUUCUUUCUUCCUUCCUUCCUUCCUUUCUUUCACUAUGUCUCUUUUUCUUUCUCUGUCGAUCUAUUAUGUUUUAACACCAAGUCCUAUUUUUCUUUCUUUCUUUCUUUCUUUCUUUCUUUCUUUCUUUCUUUCUUUCGCUAUCUCUCUUUGUCUUUCUCUCUCGAUCCAUAACGUUUUCUUUUACCAGCAAGUCCUAUUUUUAUUUCUCUCUCUCUCUCUCUCUCUUUCUCUCUCCCUUUUCUAUUUAUAUCUAUUCCAGCUUGAUUUUCUGCAUUUCUUUCUCUCUUCCCAUCCUUCUCAUAUUCUUUUUGAGACUAAUAUUCGCUUUGUAAAUAUUGUUCUAUCAUUUUCCCUUUCCCUUUCUUUUUUUCGUUUCUCUCGUCUUUCUUUACUUUUUCUUUCUCACCCACUCUUACUCACUCUUUCUUUCUUUCUCUCUCUCUCUUCUUAUCUAUCCAUCUCCCUUCCUCUCUCUCAUUUAUCAUGUUUUCUUCUUUCCAUUUCUGCUCCUUUUCUUUCCUAUAUCCAUUCUGUUUUUAUCUAUUUCCCCACUAUUCUCUUUCUAUUCGACCAUCUCUUUAUCUCUCUCUAUCUCUCUCUCUCACACACACACAUAGACAGGCACACACACUCUCUCUCUCUCUCUCUCUCUCUCUCUCUCUCUCUCUGCCAUUCUCUCUAUCACUCUCUCCUAUUUGGUGUGUAUCUAUUUCUCCAUUGUAUUUUCUCUCUCUUUCUUUCUCUUCCUCUCUCCUCUUUAGUAGUAUCUAUUUCUCUAUUAUUUUCUCUCUCUCCCUCUCUCUCUCUCUCUCUCUCUCUCUCUCUCCGUCAUUCUCUCUUACUCGCUAUCACUCUCUCCUAUUUGGUGUGUAUCUAUUUCUCCAUUAUAUUUUCUCUCUUUCCCCCUCUCUCUCUUUCUCUCCUAUUUGGUUUGUAUCUAUUUUUCCGUUAUUUUCCAUUUCUUUUUUUUUCUCUCUCUCUCCCCCUCUCUCCCUCUCUCUCUCUCUCUCUCUCUCUCUCACUCCUUCAUUUUGUAUCUAUUUUUCUGUUAAUUUCCGUAUCUCUCUUUCUUACACUCCCCAACAAUCUCUCCUAUUUGUAUAUUUUCUUUAUUUCUUUUUCUCUCUCUUUUCCCUCGCCCCCAUCUCAUUGUGCUUUAUUUAGUUCGCCAUUAUUUCCUGUUUCUCUCUUCCGAUAUCUUUGUACAAACACUCGUCGUUAUAAUGCGGUUAUUAAAAGAGACAAACUUUGA
Molecule: messenger RNA, 1482 nt
Organism: Acanthosepion pharaonis
Lineage: Eukaryota; Metazoa; Mollusca; Cephalopoda; Sepiida; Sepiidae
Source: the annotation of a GenBank genome assembly